AGGAGUGGAGAGGAGAGGAGAGGAGGAAACACUUCAAAUGGGAUCUUGGCAUCAUUGAAAUCUGUGGAGGAGACAUGAAGUAUGAACUCCACUGAGCUUCAGUGACGCCUGCAGAAGAGCACAAUAAGCUCAACUCCAUGUGAAAUCAUGAGCGCUCCAACGACAGGAAGCCCAAAUAUGGAGGUGAAGGUGGUCUCCCAGGAGAUGGCCUUGCUGAGCAACAUGCUGGCAGCUUACACCUUCAUUGCAGACCAACCCGAGAGGACAGCGCUGGUGUUUCUGGGUGGUGUGUGUGUUGGUCUUCUUGUCACACUCUGUGCCAUCGUCUUCCAGAUACACUGUCGAGCAGACUGCCGCUAUGGCAACAGUAAGCAUCAUCGCCAGCGCCACAGGAACAAACAUCAGCGUCGCCAUCACAGCUGUCCCCACCAUCAGCCCGGUGACAGUAAUCCAGACAACACGGCUGUUGUUGCAUCUGGAGGGACCGAGCCUGCUGGGGACAGUGAAUCAGAGGACUGGGAUGAUACGUCUGACCUGUCGGCACGGAGACGCAGACGCUUUGAGAGAGCUCUGCUGCACGCCAGCAUGUUCACAUCAGCUGAGGAGCUGGACCGGGCCCAGCGGCUAGAAGAGCGGGAAAGGAUUCUCCGAGAGAUCUGGAUGAAUGGACAGCCAGACAUCAGUACAGUCACUCAAAGCCUCAACAGAUAUUACUGACACAUGGACAAACAGAGAGACAGACAGACUGAGGGACAGCAUGUAGACAGGCAGACAGAUGGAUGAAAGGUGAAUAAGUCAGUGAACAAACGGAAAAACACUUUAUGAAAUCAACAUAACUCAUUAGACAGAAAGGUUACACUGACCAAAGAGACUCUUACAGAUCAAACUAUUACUGCCAGAGCUGCCAUGAGCAGUUCCCUCCACUGUAUAAACAACAAGGACAACAUAUGAGUGGUGACGGCUUACUCCUCUGAUAAAGGAUCACACUGACAUGUCUGGAAGAAGAAUUCCCUGAAGAACCAACAAGUGAAGAUACAGUGGACCCACAGACGACUGCUGUCAUGAUCUGUUCAGAAGACUCAUGUUUACACACAGAGAAGUGAUCUGACGCUCUACCUGGAGACAUCCUGCGAAACGUAACUUGUGGCAACCAAUUUGGAGCUACUGUACACAAGUUUUUAUAACUUUUCAACCUCACAUUUGUAACAGGUGCUUUAGAGAAACAUGGAGCUGGUAUAAAGAAGGAGUGGGAGCCGUGCAGCAGCUCAUACGCCUCGCAUUCAUGUAUGCAUUCAAACCUUGGUGAGACUGUGUUGUUUGAACAUUUUUCAGUGAUACAAUCAAGGUGUGUGACCUGGAACCUUUUUUGUAAGAUUAAAGAUAAAAGGAAGAGAGAACAUUCAGAGAGUGAAAUGGGGACAUUGCUCCGUGGAAAAGAUGGAUUUACACAUACUGGUGCUUCUACUGUUGUAAUUUUUGCAUCCCCCAAAUAAACUGAAUGCAUCCUAAUAGGAAGGAAACAUGACUGUGGUGGUUGGUGAGCCAUUCAAAGUACAUCACAGAUAACCUAACAGGUCUGUUGGUUGCAUCUGUAGACUGGGUUGUGUUAUCAGUUGUGUGAUGUGCAUUAAGACAACAGAUCAUCUUGUUUAAGAGGAUCAUGUUGCUUUUUUGGGGGGCUCUUUUGUUAAUGAGCUGGAAAAGGUAAAACACUUUCAUUCCAGGAUUUUAUGAAAAUUGUUUUCUGUACAUAUUAUUGA
Molecule: messenger RNA, 1760 nt
Organism: Thunnus maccoyii (southern bluefin tuna)
Lineage: Eukaryota; Metazoa; Chordata; Actinopteri; Scombriformes; Scombridae
Gene: eva1ab
Product: eva-1 homolog A (C. elegans)
Exons: 4
Coding region: 148-717 (189 amino acids)
Source: RefSeq, a predicted model, not a curated record